Molecule: messenger RNA, 483 nt
Organism: Hibiscus syriacus
Lineage: Eukaryota; Viridiplantae; Streptophyta; Magnoliopsida; Malvales; Malvaceae
Product: phytosulfokines-like
Exons: 2
Coding region: 18-284 (88 amino acids)
Biological process (GO): cell population proliferation
Cellular component (GO): extracellular region
Molecular function (GO): growth factor activity
Source: RefSeq, a predicted model, not a curated record
AAAAAAAAAAACAGUAAAUGAAUUCCAAGGUCUUCUCCUUUUGCUUGAUCGUCUUCCUCCUCUUCUUCACCUUAUCUCCCGCCGCAGUGGCUCGGCCGGAGCCCACUGCAUCUCAAGUUCAGCAUCCGAAUGCCCCAAUCAAAAGUCUAAAUCCGGUUACUGAAACAGAGAGGGUUGAAGUGGAUGAUAUUUGUCGAGGAAUUAAAGAAGAAGAAGAGUGCUUGAUGAGAAGAACACUUGCAGCUCACGUGGAUUACAUCUACACCCAGAAGACGAAUCCUUGACUCAUAGGCAUAGCCUCUCUUCUUCAUAGAUUUUGGGCUUCUUUUGUAUCAGGUUGUUUCAAGACAGAUUUUUGUUUUCAUCUUCAGGCGAGGGUUUUUAGUUGAUAAAGAAAUAUAGGGUUUGAUUCUUCCUUCUCAUGUUGGAGAAAAUUUUGUGGUUGUUUUAACUUAAACCAGUACGGUAAUAUGUGCUAUAGAA